AUGGAGAAAGGAGGAAGUGCAAAGAGGAAGGCUAGCCAGAUGCCGGAAUUUGAGGACAAGAAGUUCACUCGGCUACUGCAAAAGCGGGUCAAGACGUCCCAACCAAAACCUAAACCCGAACCCGAGCACUUGGAGGUGGAGGAGGAGCCCCGAAACCUGAAAGACUUGUGGAAAUCUGCCUUUCCAGUAAUGACAUCGUGGUGGGAAUUGGACAGACUCUACAGCAAAUUCGACUGGGAUUUCUCCAAUCUCGAACGAGAAUUCGUACAAGGGGGGAAAUUGCAUCAUGAAAUCCAUGGCGAAAACAACAAGAAAAACGUCUACGUUUUUGUCACAACCGAGCCUCACAUUGUGGAAGGCCCUCCAUCAUACAAAUGCGAAUCGAUCCCUGUCGUGGUGGCCAUCUCAUCGCUUUCCCCUCCUUCACAAGAACUAGCCUACAAGAUAACUGAUUUAAGCAGGCCGGGAGGCCGCGAAGAAGCUAUAAUUCCGAUGAAAGAGAUGAAGAUGGGCUGGAUCCCGUACAUUCCUAUGGACAAGAGAGAUGCCCAAGUCGAGAGAUUGACAAAACAUUCUCUGAAAAUAUAUUACUUGGGGUGCAAGCAAAGAAAAGCAGCUUUGGAACGCCUCGAAAGAGGCCGGUACUUGAAAAUUCAAUACUCCGUGCCAUACAUAGUCGAUCACAAUAGUGUGGAGGAAGAGAAUGAGCAAGAUUUUGAGGUGGAGCUACCUGCGGCGGAGUAUGCAAGGGAGGAACAAAAGGAAGCAAGAAGACCGGCAUUUGCUAAAAUGCGAGAGGAAAUGGCCAGGGAACUGGCACUCGCGAAAAAUAUGAGGAUUUACAAGUUCUACCCCGUACAAACGCCGCGUACUCCUCCGGUUGAAAAGAAGCUCGCCAAAAUCAACAACUACUGUCGCGACGCCGAUGAAGUUUUUUGA
Messenger RNA from Malus domestica (apple), 939 nucleotides. RefSeq names its product protein HEAT INTOLERANT 4-like. The record is from RefSeq and is a predicted model, not a curated record. Gene Ontology annotation, biological process: regulation of cellular response to heat. NCBI's taxonomy places the organism in Eukaryota, Viridiplantae, Streptophyta, Magnoliopsida, Rosales, Rosaceae.